Messenger RNA from Mytilus trossulus (common blue mussel), 736 nucleotides. Its product is annotated as large ribosomal subunit protein bL17m-like. Gene Ontology annotation, biological process: translation. The coding region runs from base 81 to 722 and encodes 213 amino acids. NCBI's taxonomy places the organism in Eukaryota, Metazoa, Mollusca, Bivalvia, Mytilida, Mytilidae. The transcript has 4 exons. Gene Ontology annotation, cellular component: ribosome; mitochondrial large ribosomal subunit. Gene Ontology annotation, molecular function: structural constituent of ribosome. The record is from RefSeq and is a predicted model, not a curated record.
AGCGGUUCCCUGUUUAAUUCUACAAUUUAUUUAGGUUAUGACUUAACUUAUGGAUCCAGGUGAACAAUAGAUCUAGGAAAAUGUCAUUGAAAAUUCCGUAUUCGCAGACCGCUCGUAAAUUCAGGGGAACCUUCGGAGUGGGAAGUGGACCCAGUGGACGAAUUAAGCGUUUGAGAAUGUGUGUUACAGGUCUUAUACGACACGAAAGAAUAGAAUCAACGUUUGCACGAUGUGAUGAAACACGUGGAUAUGCAGAGAGAUUAAUAAAUAUUGCUUCAAGACAUGGUGAUAAAGACCAGUAUGCAAUGGAAGUAGCAGACUACUGGUUACUUGAAAAAGAUUUAAUUCACAAACUUUUCAAAGUCAUAGUACCAAGAUAUGAGAACCAGAGGUAUAGCUAUACAAAGUUAUACAUGUUACCCAAGGAGCUACCAGGUUAUGGCAAAGAUAUGGGAGUUCUUGAACUAAAAGAUAACCCAUGGCCUCAGGUUGUUCCAAAGCAAAGAGAGACAAAAUAUUUCCUCACAAAUAUGUUAGUUGAUGAACUACGGAAGGAACAUCACAGAACAAAAAGAUCACCAUUUGUAAACAAAAUAUUAGAGACCUCAGCCGAUAAUAUAGACAUUGAUUCAAUACAAAAUCAGUACAUACUAGACAAUCUUGUAGACAAUGAUGAAGGAAAGACAAAAAAUGAUCAAUCGCAUGAAAAUAAAAAUGACUGAUAGUGUUUAUUUAA